AUGCAAGAACCAACUGACAUCUCGUAUUACAUUGGGAAAGAAUCUGCCGAAUCUUUAAAUUUGUUGGAUGUUCCGGUUGGAGGUGGACAAAUUGUUUCCAUCGAUUUGCGAAAUGAAUUAUCGGAUGACCCAUCUGAAUUAAUUCAGUUUUUAACUGAUCAACAAACUGAGAAACAGUACUGGAUUAUAGCAGCAAGUGGGUAUGCAAAAUUGGGGAAAUUGAAAGAGCUGUUGGAAUUCAUCAAUGCAGCUUUAAAAUUGGAUUAUUUUAAUGAAAAUGAUAAAAAGUCCUUUGAAAGUUUCAUUAUUUGGCUCUUAGUGAAAAAUGUUUAUUUGGGGAUUGACAAGGAUAACAACUUGAAUCUUGCUAAAAAAGAAAUAUCAAAAUUAAAUUUUAAAAUCCAAACUGACAGUGAAACAAGUACACUGAUUAGUACAUCAAAUUUACUAAGUCUGGCAAUUUUGUACUUGUACGAAUCGAAAGAUGAUGAUGCCAUAGACAUAUUUGACCGUAUUUUAAGAAUUGAUCCAAACAACUGUUUUGCAUUAUUAGGGAAAGCUCAAUCAGUAUUGAAUAAAACGAAAAACUAUUCGCAUGCAUUGAAAUUGUAUCAGCAAGUUUUGAUUUUGAAUCCGUUAAUGAAGCCAGACCCAAGAUUAGGUAUUGGAUUGUGUUUUUGGUUUUUAAAAGACGAUAAAAUGGCAAUACAGGCAUGGGAAAGAAGCUUACAAUUAGACCCUACCAAUGUGAAACUGAGAAUAUUCUUAAACCUAGCAAAAUUUCAUACCACAUUUACUAAUUCAUUGAGUGAUGAAGAAUUUUUGGACAACUAUAAAAAUUGUUUGCAAGAGUUAAGCAAGCUCAAGAGUUUGAAUGCUAAUGAUACUACAGUGACUUUAGCAUUGUGUUCAUAUUUAUUCUCUAAAGGUGACUACAACACAGUGAUAAAGAUUGUGGAAAAAAUUGUCAAGGGUAUCACAGGAUCUGACAAUCUCAAAAAGUUUAGUACAUUUUCCAGAAUCACCAAAUAUGAAUCGAAUGCCUUAUCUCAGUGUGCUACAUGGUUAGCAAGAAUAGAGUUUGCAAGAGGGAAUUUUACACAAUCUUCAAAGUACUUUCAAGAAGCGAUAAAGUUAAAUGAAACAAAUAUUGUAGCCAAAUUGGGAUUGGGUCAGUCGCAAUACAAUCGUGGCUCAAUUGAAGAGGCCAGCUUAACUUUUGAGAGUAUUUUACGAAGCAACGUCAAAUGCCUUGAAGUUAACUAUUCUUUAGGUGUCUUGUAUUCCAAGCAAAACUCAAGAAGUAAAAAAGAGUUGGCUAUCCAGGUGUUAGAAAGGUACAUACGAUUAUCAAACAACCGUGGCUUAUCCUCGAAUGAAGAAGAGUUUGUGUUGAACAAAGAACCAGUAGCUUUGAACGCAUACUUGAUUUUAAGUCAAUUGUACGAGGCAAAGGGAGAUAUGACCCAGGCAUUAACAUACUUGAACAAAGCUGUUGAAGCAAGGAGACAAGUCGAAAAAGAUGUUCCAUUGGAAGUCUACAAUAACAUCGGUGUUUUCCAGUUUACCAAACAAAACUAUGACAGUGCCCUUGAGAACUUUACGACUGCUUUAGGUAAAUUGGAUGGCCGUGAUUUCAAGUCACCAGAUGGUGAUACGUUGGUUGAUUUACCACAGGAUUUGAGAACAUCUUUAACCUACAAUUUAGCUAGAACUAAAGAAAUUUCGAACCAAAAAGAUGCAUUGGAGACAUAUGAACAAUUACUUACAGAAUGCCCUCAUUAUUUCUCGGCUAAAUUGAGAAUUUUAUUUUUGAAUUGUAUAACUGAGGGGAUAACCAAAGAGGAGAUUCGUGAUGAGAUUGAACUGCUUCUAGAUCUAAAUGCAUCUGAUUUGGAAGUGAGGUCGUUUUAUGGAUGGUUCAUCAAAAACUUUGGUAAAAAGUUACACAUGCCUUCAGAUGCCGAUACUAAAUUACAGAAAGAUACCUUAGUUGAGUUUGACCUGCAUGAUUGCUACGCAUUGAUAUCUUUAGCUAACAUUUAUUGUAUCAUGGCCAGAGAUACUAAGGGGGCAGACGAGAAAAAGAAGAAAUAUUAUCUCAGAGCCAUUGAGCUUUUCACCAAAGUGUUGUCCUUGGACUCCAAAAAUGUUUACGCUGCACAAGGUUUGGCGAUUACUUAUAUUGAAAAUAAGCAAUUAAACAAAGGUUUGGAUAUUUUGAGAAAAAUUAGAGAUUCUUUAAACGAUAUUUCAGUUUACUUAAAUUUAGGUCACGUAUUGUGUGAUUUAAAGCAAUUUGGUAAGGCCAUAGAAAAUUAUGAAUUGGCUUUGACAAGAUACACUGAUGGGAAAGAUGCCAAGAUUUUGUCGUUCUUAGGACGUGUAUGGUACUUGAGAGGGAACGCUGAACUGAGUUUGCCGUACUUGAAGAAAGCCUUGGGGUAUGCACAAGCUGCAUUAGAUGCAGCUAGAUCUACAUCAACUGCGGCACUUGCAUUCAACAUUUCGUUUGUGCAGUUUCAGAUUGCUGAUUUUAUAACCAAACAGCCAGUUAAUGAGAGAAAUAUAGAGGAUAUUGAGAGUGCAAUUGAAGGUUUGAAUAAAGCCAUAGAUAUUCUAACACAAUUAGCAUCGGAUGAAGAAAAACACCCACCUUAUCCAAGAGAAGAGUUGAGAGGUAGAGCAAACUUGGGUACUAGUACCUUGUUGUCCAGAUUAGCCAAUGCGUUGGAAGAAACUAAAGAAAACAAUGCUGAAAUAGAAGAAAAGAUCCAAAAGGCUAAACAGAUCAGAUUGGAUGAAGAACAAGCCAGGUUGAAGGAAGAAGAGGAAAGAUUGAAUAAGUUGAAGGAGAAAGAGUUGGAGAUGAGCAAACAAAGAAUGCUCUUACAAGAACAAGCACAAAAAUGGGCUGAAGAAAACAGUGCUAGUGUUGGCGUCAGCGAUAAUGAGGAAGAUGACGAUAAAUUAUUCGACGAAGAAUCUGCUCAAAAAGAAAACAAGAGAAAGAAAGGAGGUAGUAGUAAGGGAAAGAAAGGCAAAGGCAGGAAAAAGAAAGGAAAUAUCAUUGAUGAUAGUGAAGAAGAGCCAGAGAAAAAUAUAACUGAUGACUCUGAAGACGAAGCAAACGGAAACUCUAACGGCAAAAGAAAAGCAGCUGAUGAUGCUGGUGGUAAGAAAAAGAAGAAACCACUUUCAUCAGAGUUUAUACAAGAUAGUGAAGAAGAGUUGGAAGACGAUGACUUGUUUGGUGAUAAUGAUGAUGAUGAGUAG
Molecule: messenger RNA, 3276 nt
Organism: Candida albicans SC5314
Lineage: Eukaryota; Fungi; Ascomycota; Pichiomycetes; Serinales; Debaryomycetaceae
Exons: 1
Coding region: 1-3276 (1091 amino acids)
Biological process (GO): regulation of DNA-templated transcription
Cellular component (GO): Cdc73/Paf1 complex
Molecular function (GO): RNA polymerase II complex binding
Source: RefSeq, a predicted model, not a curated record